Rhododendron vialii is the source of this 1117-nucleotide messenger RNA. RefSeq lists its product as uncharacterized. Bases 269 to 1117 code for a protein of 282 amino acids. The record is from RefSeq and is a predicted model, not a curated record. The transcript is spliced from 3 exons. NCBI's taxonomy places the organism in Eukaryota, Viridiplantae, Streptophyta, Magnoliopsida, Ericales, Ericaceae.
UGCUUUCAACGGCGAAGGGACUUACCUUGCUGGCCGAGCAAGAGCGGCUCAGGUUCUGCUGAGUUACAAAGCGUCAUACGGGGGGUUUAUUGAUCGGCGUACCCGAGCAGCGGACAACCUUGCAGCGGCUGGUCCUUCAAGACCUGUUCCCGAAGAAAGGCGUUCUCGGACACCUCCAAUCUCCGACGAACCAAUUCCCCUUGCCGAAGAAGCCUCCAGUCCCACAUCAAGUUCUUCUUCCAGCGGUUACACGCCUUCACCUCCAGCAAUGAACCAGCCAAUUGAUUUAGGGAGUCUUCUCACCAUACCUGGUCGAGGUCGUGGCGCUGCUCGGGGCCAAGGUGGCCAAGGUCGUGGCCGCCGUACUCAGACUCAGACUGAUGCUCCUCCUGGCUUUUCCCCAGAAGAAAUCGAGGCCAUCCACAAAGAGAAACGUCAACGGGUGGAACAGCCUCAAGAAAGACCCCCACCUUCCUCCUCGUCUCCUGCUCCAAUAUGGGCUCCCUCCUUCUCUCAUGGGAACCGAGCUAUCACUGCUCGGGACAUUGUCGAGACCGAAGGGACUGCCCUUGCAUUGUCCCAGGCCUUUUUGUUGCCUGGGGACAUGCAAAAAGAAGUUGCAAUGUCUCCAGACAAUCUUCUCAGUUCCUUCAUGUCCCACAACGCCAAGGUGAUGCAAAAAAUGGUGGCCAUGGCUCAAAAACUUAGCCAAUCAGAGCCCCAACGAGCAAAACUUGUCAGUGAAAACUCCAAGCUCCAACGUACCAUCAUCAGGCUUGAGAGAGAAAGGAACCAGGCCCAGGGGGCUGCAGAUGGCCUGAAAGGACAGUUGAAGGGGACUGAGGACAAGAUUCCUGAGUCAUCUCCACUUUGGACCAACAUUGAGCUUCCAAGCGCAGCAGCUGGUGAUCAGGAGGAAAUUGUUGAAGAGGGAGAUGAAGAACAGGUCUUGCAGACAGCGGAGCCUCCUGUUACCGAAGUGGAGCCUCAGAGUGAUAUGACCAACUCUGGCCAAAAGGAAGCCAGUGGUGGUCAACUUGAAGAUGAGAAUCUAACUGCAGCUGAAGCUCCUCCAACUGUUCCUACAAUCGUUCAAGACCUGACUGAAGAUGAGUGA